CUUACUCUUCCUCUUUGCUACCUCCUUGCUCGCGCAAUUUCAUUGCCACAAUUUUCCAUAGCAGGAGAAAGCUCACAACUCAUAACUCACCACUCUCUUCAUAAUACUAUAAUCCCUAUACCAUGCCAUCAAUUGAUAUAGCCUGUAAGUUAUCCGAUUCAAACGAGAAAAAAUCAGAAAAAAAGAUGAAGAAGAAAAUCCACCUGGAAACUUCCGACGAGGAAAUGGUUUCAGUUUCCGAUAAGAAGCAACAGAAGAAGAAGGAUAAAGAGAAGAAGAAGCGGAAAGCCGAGGAGGUUGAUGAAGAAGUAAGAAGCGAGACGAGUUCGGAGCUUGUCGAGCCGAAUUUGAAGUCGGAUAAGAAAGCUAGUAAAAAGGCGAAGAUUGUUAAGGAAGAUGAUGAUAGUGAGGUGGAGAAAGUAACGGAGGAUCAUCAGUAUGCGAUUUCGAAGUUUCGAAUAUCAGAGCCUUUGAAAGUUAAGCUUAAAUCUAAAGGAAUUGAGUCUUUGUUUCCUAUUCAAGCUAUGACUUUUGAUGAUAUUUUGGACGGCUGUGAUUUGGUUGGUCGUGCUCGGACUGGUCAGGGUAAAACACUGGCAUUUGUGUUGCCUAUUUUGGAGUCUUUAACAAAUGGGCAGGCAAAAGCGUCGAGGAGGACAGGGUAUGGCAAGGCGCCCAGUGUUCUCAUUCUUCUUCCGACUAGGGAAUUGGCCAAUCAGGUAUUUGAUGACUUCAAAGUUUAUGGUGAGUCAUUGGGUUUGACAGCUUGCUGUUUGUACGGAGGAGCCUCCUAUAAUCCUCAAGAAAUGAGCUUAAAGAGAGGAGUGGAUAUCGUUGUUGGAACACCAGGCCGCAUAAAGGAUCACAUAGAGAGAGGCAACAUUGACCUUAGCUAUUUAAAGUUUCGUGUCCUGGAUGAGGCUGAUGAAAUGCUGAGAAUGGGCUUUGUUGAAGAUGUUGAACUUAUACUUGGAAAAGUUGCGGAUGUAACCAAAGUUCAGACACUUCUCUUCAGUGCCACCUUACCAAUUUGGGUUAAACAAAUUUCUUCUAAAUUUCUUAAAUCUUCUAAGAAGACCAUAGAUCUUGUUGGUAAUGAAAAAAUGAAGGCUAGUACCAAUGUUAGGCACAUCAUUGUUCCCUGCUCUCAAUCAGCAAUACUUCAACUUAUUCCUGAUAUAAUCCGUUGUUAUAGCAGUGGAGGCCGGACAAUUAUUUUCACUGAAAAAAGGGAAUCUGCAAAUGAACUUGCUGGUUUAUUAGAUGGAGCACGGGCUUUACACGGGGAGAUACAACAGUCUCAACGUGAGAUAACUCUUAAAGGCUUCAGGUCAGGAAAGUUUAUGACGUUGGUAGCUACAAAUGUGGCCGCUCGGGGACUGGAUAUUAAUGAUGUGCAAUUAAUUAUCCAGUGUGAACCUCCACGUGAUGUUGAAGCUUACAUUCAUCGAUCGGGACGAACCGGAAGAGCUGGAAAUACUGGGGUUGCUGUGAUGCUUUAUGAUCCAAGAAGGUCGAAUAUAUCUAAGAUUGAAAGAGAAUCUGGUGUGAAGUUUGAGCACAUUACCGCCCCUAAGCCAGCUGAUAUUGCUAAAGCUGUUGGUGCAGAAGCUGCAGAAAAAAUUACUCAGGUUUCUGACAGUGUUGUACCCGCUUUCAUAUCUGCAGCAGAGGAUAUGUUGAAUUCCUCGGGUUCGUCUGCCGUAGAACUUCUCGCAAAAGCACUUGCAAAUGCUGCUGGUUACACUGAGGUCAAGAGUAGAUCCCUUCUGUCAUCGAUGGAAAACCAUGUUACUUUACUCCUUGAAGCUGGAAGACCCAUCUACACGCCAUCGUUUGCUUUUAGCGUGCUGAGGAGAUUCGUGCCCGAGGAAAAGGUGGAGUUGGUAACGGGUAUGACCCUCACAGCCGAUGGGAAUGGUGCAGUUUUUGAUGUGGCUGAAGCAGAUAAGGAUAUUUUUCUUGCUGGUCAAGAAAAUGCAGCUAAUGUGAGCUUACAGGUGGUUAAAACAUUGCCUCCCUUACAAGAAAAAGAGCAAUCAAGGGGAAGAUUUGGUGGUGGUGGAGGUGGCCGUGGUGGUUGGGGUGGCCGUGGUGGAUCCUCUGGAGGUAGGGGUGGCCGAGGCAAUGGAUUUUCUGAUAGAAAGUUUGGUGGAAGAGGACGCAAUAGCAGUAGCAGAUGGUAAAAGGUCAUAAAUGUAUUAUCCGUUGAUAAUGGUGCUAAGUUGAGAGGAUGAAACUUACUGAUAAUGAAGAAAACAUGCUAUUGUAGAGCGGUGAAUUUUAAAUUUUGGAUUGGCUAACAUAGCAAUUAUAUUUUUUCUAUGUUCUAUUCGACCUUGUAUCUGUCUAUUUAUUAAGUGUUUAUUCAAUGUUUAUUUUUCA
This is a messenger RNA of Mercurialis annua (annual mercury), 2385 nucleotides long. Its product is annotated as DEAD-box ATP-dependent RNA helicase 7. Gene Ontology annotation, molecular function: RNA binding; helicase activity; ATP binding. The coding region runs from base 123 to 2186 and encodes 687 amino acids. The transcript is spliced from 14 exons. NCBI's taxonomy places the organism in Eukaryota, Viridiplantae, Streptophyta, Magnoliopsida, Malpighiales, Euphorbiaceae. The record is from RefSeq and is a predicted model, not a curated record.